Molecule: messenger RNA, 1785 nt
Organism: Corythoichthys intestinalis (scribbled pipefish)
Lineage: Eukaryota; Metazoa; Chordata; Actinopteri; Syngnathiformes; Syngnathidae
Gene: cap2
Product: cyclase associated actin cytoskeleton regulatory protein 2
Exons: 13
Coding region: 198-1571 (457 amino acids)
Biological process (GO): cell morphogenesis; actin filament organization; cytoskeleton organization
Cellular component (GO): cytoplasm
Molecular function (GO): actin binding; adenylate cyclase binding
Source: RefSeq, a predicted model, not a curated record
AUUAUUCACUUGUGUGCUUAUAUGCACUGUGUUGGUUAUUUUUAGAACGCGUCUGCGUGCGCGCGCUUGAAAGGUUCUGCUUGGCUGAACUAGGACAACUCAGACGGACGGGAAGAAGGCGAGCUAGCAGGCAGCGCGCUUGGUGUUAAAAGUCCAACCGGGACGAGAACGAGGACAGUACAGGAGGAGAGUCAGUCAUGGAGGCGUUGACGGAGCGUCUGGAGCGAGCCGUGACGCGACUGGAGCAGCUGACGUCGUCUGCAAAUUUAGCCAAUGGUGACUGCGUCAAUGGCGUCAAUGGAGCUGCAAGCGGGUGCGUGGACGCCUUCGACUGUCUUCUGAACGGUCCGCUGAACGACUACAUGAACAUCAGUAGGAACAUCGGCAGCGACGUGGAGAAACAUGCGGUGAUGGUCGACAAUGCCCUGCGUACGCAAAGGACCUUCCUCAAAAUGGUGGCCGAGCACCAGGAACCGGCAAAGACGGAGCUCCAGGAUUUGCUGAAGCCCAUCUCGGACCACAUCCAGGAGAUCCAGAACUUCCGGGAACGUAACCGGGGAAGCCUGCUUUUCAACCACUUGUCGGCCGUUAGCGAGAGCAUCCCCGCCUUGGGAUGGGUGGCCGUGAACCAGAAGCCCGGUCCUUAUGUGAAAGAGAUGAACGAUGCGGCCACUUUCUACACCAACAGAGUGCUCAAGGACUACAAGGAAACCGACAAACGUCACGUAGACUGGGUGCGCUCGUACCUUUCCAUCUGGAGCGAGAUGCAGGCCUUCAUCAAGCGCCACCACACCACCGGACUGUUCUGGAACAAGACGGGUCCUCUUGCUCCUGCCUCCCUUUUUGAGCCCCCCAACACUACCCGGCCCCCACCUCCUCCUCCUCCCGGACCGCCACCUGAGGACCCCCAUGUCCCUGGAUCCCCCCCUCACUCCGCACUAUUCGCCCAGCUCAACCAGGGCUUGGAUAUCACCAAAGGUUUGAAGCACGUGUCGGACCACCAGAAGACCCACAAGAAUCCGGACCUGCGCACCCAGGAGGCCCCAAAGAGCGGGAAAGCCAAGAAGACAGGCCCACUGGCCGCCCCCCAGAAGAGACCCCCUUUGCUGGAGCUGGAUGGGAAAAAAUGGAGGGUGGAGAACUUUGAGCAGAAACACGACCUUCUGAUCGAGGAGACGGAACUUAAACAGGUGGUCUACAUUUUCGCCUGCAACGACGUCACGCUGCACGUCAAAGGGAAGUUGAACUCCAUCAUCGUAGACAACUGCAAGAAGCUGGCGCUGGUGUUUGACAACGUGGUCGGAAUCGUGGAGAUCAUCAACUGCAAAGCUGUUCAGUUGCAGGUGCUGGGCUGCGUCCCCACCAUCUCCAUCAACAAGACAGACGGAUGUCAACUGUACCUCAGCGCGCAGUCGCUAGGCUGCCACAUCGUCAGCGCCAAAAGCUCCGAGAUGAACGUCCAGGUGCCGCAAGGAGACGACGACUACAGAGAGUUCCCGCUUCCCGAGCAAUUCAAGACCGUCUGGGAUGGGUCCAAACUGGUGACGGAGCCCAGCGAAAUGGCGGCUUAGCGCAGAAAAUGCUAACAUUCGCUAGAUUCUUUAUCCUCUGUGAAGAACGACUAGUUCUAUGGUCAGUUUUCUGCUCAAUUGCACUUGUACCAAGCAGUUGGUGUAAUAAACACAAGUCUGACGUGUCGCAAAUGAUAACCUUUAAUGUACAUGAAAGCAAAAAAAUGACUUUUUACAAAUAAAAACAAUUUAUUCUCCUUGUGUCAAUGUUUUA